Molecule: messenger RNA, 16591 nt
Organism: Myripristis murdjan (pinecone soldierfish)
Lineage: Eukaryota; Metazoa; Chordata; Actinopteri; Holocentriformes; Holocentridae
Gene: srcap
Product: Snf2-related CREBBP activator protein
Exons: 32
Coding region: 1403-15070 (4555 amino acids)
Biological process (GO): chromatin remodeling
Cellular component (GO): Swr1 complex
Molecular function (GO): DNA binding; histone binding; ATP hydrolysis activity
Source: RefSeq, a predicted model, not a curated record
ACUGGAAGAAUACCAAACUAUAAGGUCACGACAUUGAACGAUUUAGAUUUCUAAAAGGCGGUUAACGAACUAAACGGCUGCGGUGCCACUGUUUCACUCGGCGUCGCUGCUGAGGAUGCAGCCAGUGGGGUACCUCGGACCCCCCUUAAAUUCCCCCUUAUAAUCAUUGCAAAAUUUAUAUGGAACUUUGUAAAAAAUAUUUUUUGCCCACUUCAUAACACUCAACUAGGUAGCAGUACUUAUCACCGCUUGAAAAUGGAUAAUUUAAAUUGAUAAUUUAUCGUUGUUAAGAGAUUUGACCCCCGCGCAAUGACGUCACGAGUGAUUGUGCCACUCAGUAGUGCAUGGAGAAGCGGGUUUUAAUGCGACUUUUUCCCGAAUGUUUUGUCUCGUUGUAAAGUAACUUAUCAAAUCAAAUGUGCCUGGCCUUAACUGGCUUCUUUUCAAGCCAAGAGCAUUACAUAACUGCGGGUGGGAUGGGGGGCGCCUGCGCAUCCAGUGAAUGCACCUACCAACUCUUCUAGCUUGCUAGUUAACGCUAGCAAUCUUUCCCAGUAGUGCCAGCCAAGCAGUGUAUAUAAUACUAUUGUACGUGCUAGCCAAGCUAACUUUAACUAGCAAACCAGCGACGUUAAUAAACCAUAAACGCCAGCAACCUGUGCCUUUUAUUAAUAACACGGUCCUCAGCUUGUAGUGUCAGUGCCAUCCAUAGACAAGGAUAGAAAUAAGUGUUUUUGUCGUUUUACGCAGUCACUGCACUGCUGCUAAAUUAAUAUGAAAUUUGUCCAUUGAGCUAGACAGUGCUAUAUGUGUGUAUAAGUUGAUGCGGCGACCACUAGCCCCACAAUACUGAAUUGUAUUGAAUACCAUUUGCAUUUAACGGGUAUUGAAAUUGAAAUGAAUGACUCGAGGCCCCGCGCGCUUGGUAACUAGCCGGCUUUUAUCUUGGAAACGCGUGCUGCAGAAUUAUGAAGUAUUCCGAGUGGCUACUGCAUUAAAAAAAAAAAAAGAAAAGAAAAACUUGCAGGCCUUUGCUAUGGAGCUACCCGUUUUGAAGCUCGUUUUUUAAUUUAGCAUUUUAAUUAUAGCCGCAAGACAAAUCGGCUCAACCACAGCCAAAAAAUAUAUAGCUUCCAUGCUAGCAGUAGUUAGCAAACCUAGCCACCUGGGUGCUAUAUUGCUGUUCUCGUGACGUGACAUGUUAACGUCCCACACGUUUGUAUUUUUGUUUACUAAUUAACUUACAUACGUAUUGGAAGUCAUCUAUCUUUACCGCGUUCAAUUCCAGGACGACAUAACAUAACAUUCCCAUAACCUUAUAUAACCAGCAGUGCUAGCCUGCUAAUUUAUAGCAGUCCACUGAUAGUAAAGUGGAAGGAUAUGUAACUCAGUAGCUUGUUUCAUGAAUCAUAUUACCAACCGCUCCUAUUUUCGCUUCCUCAGAAUAUGUGGAGGGGACCCUAAUCUCAGCAUCCUGGAAGUAGAAAGCACGGAAGAUCUGUGUCUCACACCACAAACAGGUGCAGUGUGUAGCCAGGGCAGCACAGAGGGAGGAAGCUCUGGGGGGGAGGCGGUGCAGCAGUGUGCCCCUCCGGCUGUGGAUGUGCUGGGUGGCGACCCCCAGGCUGCACAGAAUGUGGCUGGGGUGUCACCUCAGCAUGCCCUGCAGCCGGUCGCAGCUGCCCCCCUCCCAGUCCCACCUCUCACCAUCCCGUCCAAGGUGCCACCACCAGAGAUCAACGACUCAGCAUUCUUCGGCGUGGAGAAGGCCCCUUCAACCACCUCAUUUGAGACUCUUCCGGUCAGUGCAAACGCUAAGGACGGCCUUGUGGAGGAAGGGCCCACGGUGGAGAGCGUUGCCGAGGGUGUCAGAGGUGGAGGAUCCUUGCCAGCAUCUCUCACUGAGGACUGCAAUCCCUCUGCUGAGAUGCAAAGGGUCCCAGCUCCCUUUGUUCCUCCUCCUCCCCCCUCAGACACACAGACCGACAGCACAGCACAAGAGUUGCAUUACGGGUCACAAACUGAUAAAGAGAAAAGCCACUCAGAUAGUCAGACAAACCAGAUUCAGCCACCAGGAGAGAUUGGUGAACUGGUUAUUACUGGGACAGAGGAGGGAGAGCCCUUCUCAGACAGAGACACAUUGGAAUAUACACCAGAGACUGGAACAAACGAGGAGCUUGGUGGAAGAGAGCACACAGUCAAAAAUAUCCUCCCACAACCUCACUCUCAAUUCUGCUCCACCUCCUCUCCUCCUGUCCUCCAAUCCAGUGUUGAUUUUACAGUCAAAGACACCACAGAAGAUAGAGGUAUGGAGCAGUCCCACAAGGAUCCUCUUGCUCAGGCAAAUCAAAGCAGCCAUAUACCUCUAUCUGAUUCUGUGGAGCAGCCAGGUGGUCACCAAAACUCAAAACCGGCUCAACUCUCAGUACCUGUAUCUGACAGUAGUGAGAGCAAACAAACUGACUUCUCAGCAACUCAGCUCAAAAUCAUCAGACAGCUCUCAAACAAUGCUGGAGAGACACAGGGAGAAAAUGCCGUGGAAUCAAUUGAGAUACUUGAACAUUACAAAGAGCUUGUUGAAAUCUCUCACAAAGAAACACAACCAGCUUCUUCUGAAAUGGUUGAGGCACCAGAGGCAGGAGAAACAACCUCUAGAGUCUACGCUUGCCCGGGUAAGGGAGUGUCCAGCAGCACAGAUGGUGGAGAGGAGAGAAAUGACAACGAGAGGAGCUGUAAUCCAUCAGCAGGAGAGCCGAUGGAGACGAGCAAGAAAGAGGAGCAAACACACACGUCUGCUUCAUCAUCUAACUUUGCAGUGCUGCCAGAGUGUUCGUCCCUUCAGGAGAGUUCAACAGAGCCCCUUUCAUUUGAUACAGACCUAGCAGACUCGAGGCAGGUGGAGUUUGUCGAAGCAGAAACAUCUCAUCCUCCUGACCAAGCCCUCACAGUAGAGACUCCGCUGAUCUCUGAGCUCAUGCACUCAGCCGAUGGUCCAGGCAUUGUGAUCGUCAGGGAAGAGGCUCAUAUCAGUGGAGAUUGGUCUGACGUGCAUCUAAAUCAGAGUUAUCUCUUACAACAGGAGGAUGGCAGUGUCUGUCAGGCUGCUGUUGUGAAUGAACUCUCUACUGGAGAACCAAAGCUGUAUGGAGAUGGUGUUCAGGCAGAUAUUGAGAUAGACUCACAACCUGUAGAAAUGUAUGAGAUUUGCGAACUGGUGGAGGAGGUUGCUGAAGAAACAAUCUGUGCCAGUAGUAGUGCACAGUUACCCCACUCACCAGGCUACGAAGUGAACUUAUUCAACCCACUACUAGACCACACUGACGAGUACACUGGCAAAGAGGAACUAGAUUCACACCUUGAAGCUCCUCUUCACACAAUUAAUGAAAGUACCAGUGGCAUAAAUUCCCAACAGGCCUUCUCUUCAUCACAUGACUCAAAUGAAAUGGAGGUUUGCUCUAAUAAUUCCCAUAUCAUGCAAAACACAAUGAUAGCUGCUGUGGGGCAGCAUUUGGUAUUAGAAGCUAACCAAGCUGUAGAACUGACUGACUCAACUGAGGUUUGUUUAGUCCAAACGGCUACCGAUGUACCUGAUUCAUUCACCAUUGAACAGACUAACACCAAUGCACAGAUUGUGGAACGUUGUCUGCAGACCGAUACAGCAGUCUCAGACCAAACAAAUGUUAGUGUUUCCCCUGUAAUUCACACACUUCCCACAACACAGGAAGCAGAAGCAACAACUGCUUCAUCGUCCCCUGUUUCUGCAAAAGAAGUAGUCACUGGAGAGGAGAUAGAGAUGGCCUCGUCCCUUGACACUUCAGUAACUGUUUCCCAUCUAAAAAAUCAUCCCUCUCUGAAACAGUCCCCAGGAGUCACUGUUGUAAGUGCCACAAAGCCUGAGGCCAGUGUUUCUUCUUAUGAAGGGACCAAAGAAAAUCCUAAUUUGAUAGAAAGUCCAUCACAUAAAGUUAAGAAUGUUCCUGUGACCACAGAGACCAAGCCAGAGGCAUGCUGCUCCAUGCAGUUCCCCGGUAUUUUAAAUCCAAAGCUCCUAAUUCUUAAACAGGGAGAGACUCCUCUCCUGAAACACCCACCCUCCCUUUUGGCGCAGGUGUCCAAGCAACAGAAUGCGGCCGGUAUGCUGGCCAGUGCCCAUAGCUCUAGGUCUGGCACGGUGUCUGAAGAGUGCCUUCCCCAAACUGUCUCAGCAGCAGACUCUGUACAUGAGUCUGUGGCUGUUAGCAGCCAGAAAGAUCAGACGCAGUGCUCUGUCAAUAAAACUUCUGCCACAACACCUCCCACCAAGGCUCAGCAGCCUGUGACAACCAACAGCCCAUCCCAGCUUUGCCUGUCGGCACCUGCCCCCCCUAAAACAUCACAAAGCAAAUCUGACAAAGAGGCCUUAAUUGCAACUUUAAUGUCAACAAGGGAAGCAGAUGCUGAACCCCAAAAUAUUGUUACCACUAAAGAUGCUAACCCACCUAGUAAGACCCUUACCCUUGAUGUGCCCUUGGCAUCAGUGGGAAGGGCAGGUAAAGAUCCUGUUUCCUCUAGUCUUAAACAUCCUGUCAGACAGUCUGACCCACUCUGUCAGAGUAUGGAGGACGAGGGUGAGGAGAUGGAGCAGGGCAGGCCGUCGGGAGAAGCAGGGUCCCGGCAGGCCAGCAGUCCAGAUGAGGGCAGCGAUGAAGAACCUGAAGCUGACAAAACUCAGUGUGGGAUGACCACCCCCAGCUCGACACACAAGGUACGCCAGUGGAUAGCAGACAGGGUCACAGUGAGUUCAUCUCCUGUCUCACCCUCCACUUCCUCUCCGUCCCCUGGUCCCUCAUCCACCAGCGAUUGGUCUACCCCCCGCCGGGAGAGGGCCUCCCCUCUACGCGGUCCCCAUGGCAAGUUCCUCUCUCCUUCCUCUGUUGGCCCAGGUGUCUGCUCUUCCUCCUCUUCUCCGCCAGACCAGACCACUCCUCAUCGACCCCGUGGGGAGCGACACACAGACAUGGCGGAGCUGGCAAAACAUGAAGCAGACAUUGAGCAUCGUACCCAGGCAUUGAAGCGAGAGGGCUUCUGGUCAAUGAAGCGUCUGACCCGCCUGACAGAGCCAGUGCGACCCAAAGUCCACUGGGACUACUUGUGUGAAGAGAUGCAGUGGCUUUCUGCAGACUUUGCCCAAGAGAGGCGAUGGAAGAGAGGAGUGGCUAGAAAGGUGGUGCGGAUGGUGAUGCGACACCAUGAGGAGCUUAGGCAAAAAGAAGAAAAAGCCAAGAGAGAUGAGCAUGCUAAAAUCAGGAGAGUUGCCUCCUCUAUUGCAAAGGAAGUUCGAGCCUUCUGGAGCAGUGUUGAGAAGGUUGUCCAGUACAAGCAGCAGUCCAGGCUAGAGGAAAAGAGAAAGAAGGCUUUGGAUCUUCAGCUGGACUUCAUAGUUGGACAGACAGAGAAAUACUCUGACCUCCUCAGUCAGUCCCUUGCACCCACCAGGCCCACCGAAACCGUCACCUCGCCUCCCAGAAAAUCUUUCCCAUCUACUAUUGAUGAGGAUGACAGAGACUUUGAACCAACAUGCGAGGAGGAGGAUGAUGAGGAGACCAUCGAGGUGGAGGAGCAGCAGGAAGGCAAUGACGCUGAGAGCCAUCGGAGAGAAAUUGAGCUGCUGAAGGAGGAGGGCAUGAUACCCCUGGACCAGCUGCUCAGCACUCUCAAACGCUCACAGGACUCUGGCUCAGACGAAGAGUGCUCUGAUGAGACCUCCUCCUCAGUGGAGGAGGAAGAUGGGGAAUUCACUGCCAAUGAAGAGGAUGCUGAGGAUGAGGAGGACACCAUUGCUGCACAGGAGAAGGUAGAGGGGAAUGUAGAUCACGCAGAGGAACUGGAUGACCUGGCCAGAGAAGGCGAUAUGAGCAUUGAGGAGCUGCUGGAGAAAUACAAAGGAGCGUAUGCUUCAGACUUUGAGGAGCCGUCUGCAUCUGCCUCCAAAGCAAGCUCCGAUUCUGAGGUGUCUGGGGAUGAGGAGGAGGAGACUGAGGAAGACGAGAGUGAUGUGGAAAGCAACACUUCCUCCUCAGAUUCACCAGAAGACAGUGAAGAAGAUGAUGACAGUGAGAAGGAUGAAGAGGAGAGUGAGGAGGAAGAAGAGGAUGUUGACUGUGGAGAUGAGGGGAUGGAGGCCUUGUUGAAGGAGGGAGACCACAGCCCACCUUCCUCCAGCUCACGGCCAAAGAAGGAGAUCAGCCAUAUUGCUGCUACUGCAGAGAGCCUGCAGCCUAAAGGCUACACUCUGGCCACUACCAAGGUCAAGACCCCCAUCCCCUUCCUGCUCCACGGCACAUUACGAGAGUACCAGCACAUCGGCCUGGACUGGCUCGUCACCAUGUAUGAAAAAAAGCUAAAUGGCAUUCUGGCUGAUGAGAUGGGUCUGGGCAAGACCAUCCAGACAAUCGCUCUGCUCGCUCAUCUAGCCUGUGAAAAAGGUAACUGGGGCCCGCACCUCAUCAUCGUCCCCACCAGUGUGAUGCUGAAUUGGGAGAUGGAGCUGAAGCGCUGGUGUCCUGGGUUUAAAAUCCUAACCUACUUUGGCAGCCAAAAGGAGAGGAAGCUAAAGAGACAGGGCUGGACCAAGCCUAAUGCUUUCCAUGUGUGCAUCACUUCAUACAAGUUGGUACUGCAGGAUCACCAAGCGUUCCGACGCAAAUCCUGGCGGUAUCUGAUCCUCGACGAAGCCCAGAACAUCAAGAACUUUAAGUCCCAGCGCUGGCAGAGUCUGCUCAACUUCAACAGCCACAGGCGGCUUCUGUUGACAGGAACCCCUCUGCAGAACAGCCUGAUGGAGCUGUGGUCCCUCAUGCAUUUCCUCAUGCCCCACGUCUUCCAGUCACACCGCGAGUUCAAGGAGUGGUUCUCAAAUCCACUGACAGGAAUGAUCGAGGGCAGUCAGGAAUACAAUGAGGGCUUGGUGAAGAGGCUCCACAAGGUACUCAGGCCCUUCCUGCUCAGAAGGAUCAAGGCCGAUGUGGAGAAACAGAUGCCCAAAAAAUAUGAGCAUGUGGUGCGCUGUCGCUUGUCCAAGAGACAGCGAUUCCUCUACGACGACUUCAUGGCUCAGGCCUCGACGCGGGAAACAUUGGCCAGCGGGCACUUCAUGUCUGUGAUCAACAUCCUGAUGCAGCUCCGCAAAGUGUGCAACCACCCAAACCUGUUCGACCCUCGGCCCAUCCAGUCACCCUUUAUCACCCAGCCCAUUGUUUUCCACACAGCCUCCCUGGUGCAGGACGCCCUGGAGGUCUCCCCUUUCAAGCGCUGUGACCUGUCCAUGUUUGAUCUGGUUGGUUUGGAGGGCAGUGUGUCUCGGUACCAGGCCGACAGCUUCCUGCCCCACCACAAGGUCAGCCGUCAACUGAUACAGGAGAUUAUGGACUUCCCUGAACCCCCUCCACGCCCUAAACCAGUCCGCAUGAAGGUCAACAGGAUGUUCCAGCCACCUCCCAAAGGUGACAGUCGACCAGUCCUGCUGAUGAACAAACCCACCUGCCCGGUGUCCCCUGCUGCUCAGACCCCCAAACCUCAACUGGUAACUGACACCCCCACAGCUCCUGCUCCUGCUCCCAUAGUUCAGCAAGUGGUGUGUUCAGUGACACCCACGCCCACUCCUCGCCCAUCAGUGCAUCCCACUGCUCAAACUGCAGUGAGGUCCAACGCUCCCAAGCCAGUUCUCACUGUACGGCCUCCUACUACUCCCUGCACACCCAGCGCACCGGCUCAUCCAAGUCCACCUGCCAGCAGCGUCAUGCCCCAGAGAGUGUUGCUCAGUCCAGACAUGCAGGCUCGGUUGCCCUCUGGAGAGGUAGUUAGCAUCGCCCAGCUCGCCUCCCUGGCAGGUCGACCUGUGUCAACAUGCCAGGGCAGUAAACCUGUCACCUUCCAGCUGCAGGGCAACAAGCUCACUCUGUCUGGAGCCCAGAUUCACCAGGUCCCAGUAGCUCCCCCACGCCCAGUUCAAGGUAAUGUGAUGCAUCUGGUGUCCAGCGGGGGGCAGCACCACCUGAUCAGCCAGCCUGCCCAGGUGGCUGUCCUCAGCGCAGCCAGCACACACCCUGCUAACACCUCCUCUCCAGCUCCCUCUGGGACUCAGCUGCCUCACUAUGCCUCCUCGCAAGCACCCGCAUCCAUGGUGAGCAGCCCUGGGAUUGUGAAGAUCGUUGUGCGCCAGUCAGCAGGCAAGGAGGGCGGGCCUGUGCCCACCCUGGCAGUGGCACCUUCCCCUCGUGUCGCCCCACAGGCAUCCCCUUCCCUGCACCAACACGCCAACACACCCCCUGUCAGAAACCCUGCUCCACUGCAAAAUCCCCAUCGCACCCCUGGUCCUGCCACUGCCCACUACACUAUAGCUCCACCCAGAAUCCCUAGCUCAACCCCAAGCCAGCCCCAGCCCCCUCGCCCUGUUCUGAAAGUAGUGCAGCCUCCACCAUCAAGCACAGAGCAGCCAGCUCCAGCUCGUGUGACUUCCUCUUCCUCUUCAUCAAAAUCGUCAGCACCACCACAUGAUGACACCUGUCAAACACUGCCGCCCAAGUCAGGGUCUGGCACAGGUGUGAAAGCAAGUCCUCGACCCAGGGUGCUACCUCGCCCACCUCCUCGCUCUCCUUUUCACAUGUCAUGGCUGGCAGACAGCAACAGGCAGCAGCGUGACAGCCGAAUGGACUUGAUCUUUCGAGUCAACGAGCGUCACUGUGGGGCAAAACCUGUCUAUGGCCAGGAGGUUCUCGACUUCCUGACUUUUCUCCCUAGUUCGUGCCCCUCUCCAGCCCCUCUGAGUGCCCAGGGAGAGUGGGGUCGCUCAGGCCACAGCAGCUGCUUGUUUGCCCAGUUCCAAAACACAGAUGAUUACUGGCUUCAGAGUCACAUCCUUGAAAAGGACAUCCACAGCAUUGAGGAGAGGUUGGAGCUGCUCAGUGACAUUAUAGACAGGUUUACGUUUGUAAUACCACCAGUGGAGGCUCCGCCCAUCUCCAUGCACUGCUGCCAUCCUCCUCCCUCUCUGAGCCACAAGCAGGCUGUCUUCUCCUCCAUGCUGUCAACUCAGCUCACUCCUCUCACGGGCAGCCUCCACCGUAUCCAGUGCAACAUGAGGACCCACUUCCCUGACCUGAGGCUCAUACAGUAUGAUUGUGGUAAGCUGCAGACCCUCCACACCCUGUUACGGAAGCUGAAAACAGGAGGCCACCGGGUGCUGAUCUUCACUCAGAUGACCCGAAUGCUGGAUGUGCUGGAGCAGUUCCUCAACUACCAUGGUCACAUCUACCUCCGGCUGGACGGCAGCACCCGUGUGGAGCAGAGACAGGCCCUCAUGGAGCGCUUCAACGCUGAUAGGCGUAUCUUCUGCUUCAUUUUGUCGACCCGCAGUGGAGGUGUUGGGGUGAAUCUGACUGGCGCCGACACCGUGGUGUUCUACGACAGUGACUGGAACCCCACCAUGGAUGCCCAGGCACAGGAUCGCUGCCACCGCAUUGGCCAGACCCGUGACGUCCACAUCUACAGGCUGAUCAGUGAGCGCACAGUGGAGGAGAACAUCCUUAAGAAAGCCAACCAGAAGAGGAUGCUGGGAGAUAUGGCUAUUGAAGGAGGAAACUUCACCACGGCCUUCUUUAAAGAGCAAACCAUCCGAGAGCUGUUUGAUGUGAACGAUGGGGAGAAGAGAGAGGUGGCAGUGGAGCUAUCAGUCCCCCAGGCUGAGGAGGAGGAGUCAGUCAACAAACAGAACACCACCAUCUUGGAGCAGGCCCUGUGUCGUGCAGAGGAUGAGGAGGAUAUAGUAGCAGCCUCUCAGGCCAAAGCAGAGCAGGUGGCAGAACUUGCAGAAUUCAAUGAGAACAUCCCGCUGGACGAUGGAGGGGAACAAGAAGAAGUAGAGGAGCUCUCAAAGGCUGAGCAGGAAAUAGCUGCUCUGGUGGAGCAGCUCACUCCCAUCGAGCGCUAUGCCAUGAACUUCCUGGAGGCCUCACUGGAAGAUGUGUGCAAGGAGGAGCUGAAGCAAGCUGAGGAGCAGGUGGAGGCUGCCAGGAAGGGCCUAGAUCAGGCCAAGGAAGAGGGCCUAAAACUUCAUGCGUCAUCUGAUGAUGAUGAUGAUGACUUCUUGUCACCACCAGCCUCAGUAGAGCCUGUUCAGCCAACUCCAGCCCGUCGUGGCCGUAAACCGAAGGACAGGAGUGUCACUUCUACAAGGACAAGUGGUCGGCUGCGUGGGGCAUCCCCCGAAACUGAGCCUGACCCUCCCACCCUCAGAGAAGUGCCUGAGAGACUCCGCUUUGGUCUGAGAGGACGAGGAGCCGCCAAAGACACUGCUGCAGUGUCUACCACUCCAUCCCGCACAGACCACCAUAAAACCUCCUCAUCAUCCAGGCUCCAAGAUUCCUCCAAAUCCUCAAAAGCAUCAUCUCCUGCCAGAGAUCAUCAGGCAGUCAAAACGAGGGCUCUGCCAAACCGCUCCCUCCCCAACCCAGUGCCUUCCACUGCACCGACCUCUCCCCCUGGGGGGAAACCACAGACUGCUGGAGAGACAGACAGCAGGCAUGCCUGGAGAGAGGAGAAGGAGGGAGAGAAUGAGAAGCAGAGAGAAGUUUCUGAGUGUUCACCAGAGUCCAACUGUCCAGUGGAUCAUCAGCUGUACUCUGCUCAGGCCAGAGAUGAUGACAGCAAAGAGCAGGGCUCUAUGUCUCCACCUUCGGCCUGCUCCCGCUCACCUCGCAAGCGCCAGUCAGCUGAUGGUGAAGUCCUGCGUGGGCUGGUUGAAGAUUCCCCAUCCGCCAAAGUGCUGCGGAAGCUCCCAGGGCGACUGGUCACGGUGGUGGAAGAGAAAGAGCCCAGGAGGAGAAGGAGGAGAGGCAGCGGCACUGGGGGCGGAGGUUCAUCAGAGGAGACUACAACAGAGGAGCACACGAGUCAUUUGGCCGACGAACCAAGCAGAGACCACACGCCACAGAGCCCUGACAACAAAACUAAAGGGACCCUUACCAAAUCUGCUCAGGACCAAGACUCUACCCCUAACCUCACUACACACCCUCAGCCUGUCAGAGGUUACCCCCCUUACUCCCCACCCCAUCUCUCUCCUGACAUGCCUGUACUGAGGAAUCUUCCUGUACGGCGCCGGCUGGAAACAGAGUCUCGCAUGGCUGCCCAGCUGGGAGAGCAACAGCAGCAUCUAGGUAGGGGCAGGGGUGGGAACCAACCCAGGAAAACAGACACACCUCCAGGCAAAGAUAGCACCUCCACAGAACCCAAUGUUAAUUCUGUCGUGGCACCAAUGAAAAGAAAAAGGGGCCGGCCCCCUAAGACUCCCCCUAGAGUACCUGAGCCUGAAUUAACGGUGUCCCCUCCCCCACAACCUACAUCACCAAGUGAGGAGGGAAGCCCUCCUCUCUCCCCAAAACGCAAGAGAGGUCGCCCCCGCAAAGACUCAAUGACUGCACCAGACACUGUUGGUGCAGGACAAAACUCUAACAAAAACCCUUCCACUACCACUAUUGAUGAAUCUGGCUCACUAUCAAAUACUGCUGCUAGCACAGAGCCAGGAAUUCUGUCUCCUCCCACUAAACCUGAGCCUCAACCCCCUACAGCUGCUGCUGUCAGCCUGAGUCAGGCCUUCCUGUCUACCAAAGCUGAGGAAUCAGGCAAUAAGACUGAGGCACCAGACCCAGAUUUAGCUUCUGCCACAAAUCCUGCCCUCACCUCCACAUCAAAAGUAAAUCAAGCUUUCACAUCAAGCUCAGCCCAAGUCUCUGUCCCUACUACAAGCCAAGCCCAAGUCUCUACACCCACUGCACCCACACCCCUGGUCCCUCACCCAUCAAGCAAUGCGAAAACAUCUGCCUCCAUGCUUCCAUCAGUGGUCUCCACAUCAACCCCAGCACAAGUCAUUAGUUCGGCUCCAGCUACAGUUCCAUGCCCAGCCACACCAUCAGCCCAAGUCUCCUUUGCACUUUCCAUCCCUCUUCCCAUUCCUGUCCCUGUCCCAAUCCCUGGUACACAAACUACUACAGCCCCAGCCCCUCCUACCACCACUGUCCCAACAGCCGUUCCAUCUCCAAAACCAACACUUACAGUCUCCACAGCUUCUAAACCUAUUGCUCCUGCUACAGUGAAAACAGCUGUUCCAGACCCUGUCAAAACUACCACAGUUGGCACAUCAGCUCCUACCACACCCUCCAAACCAUGUCCUGCACCAUCAUCUGUCACAACUGUUAAAACAGUUCCAAUGUCAGCCCCUUCUACAACAAUCACAACAGCUACUACCACGGUCGCAACAACGUUGAAUCUUACACCAGCAGCCACCUCAACAGUGAAAACAGUCUCAGUACCUAAAACUACUGUUGUAACAAACAUGCCAGCAGCUUCUGCUCUGCCCACCACAGCUGCUGCCCCAACCACCCCAACUGCCACCAUCUCAGCCACCAUAUCAAGCCCAACUACAUCUUGUGUUAAACCUGCAGCUUCAUCUCCCACUGCUGCAGCAACAAAUAUGACAGGAACUACAGCAACAAUGGUCAAAGCAGUUGAAUCAGCUCCAACAAGGUCUGGCACAGUCCCCACUUCAACCUCAGCCAAGUCGGUCACUGCUGCUACAUCAACACCAGUAAUAACAGUUGCAGCAAAUACAACAUCUGCAGUAAAUAAGGUUACAGCUUCUGCAGCUCAAGCAAGGACUAAUGUAACAGCUACUACAAUCUCUACCAAACUAGUCUCAACUUCAGCAACAGCAAAAACUAGUACAGUGGCAACACAACUCCCAGUAACGGCUGUCACAGUGGCCACAACAUCUUCAGCAAAGUCUCUUCCUCUUUCAACGUGCACUCCUGUUCCAGCCACAGUGACUACCAGUGUAACAGCCCAGGCAAAGACAGCCACAGUAACUACAUUGCUCCCAACAAAGGGAGUCAAAGGAACAACGCCUUCAUCCCCACCAAGGACUGUUGCAACACCUUAUGAACAACUCACAACUUGUACACCUGUCACAACAAUUGCAAAGACUGUCACGGUCACAUCCCCAGUAACAACUGCCACUGGUGCUGCUCCAGCUCCAGUUAGGACACUCACUGUAACUACAUCAGCCCCUAUCACAGUUGCUACUGUAGAUGUCGUCACAGAAACCACCCAAGCAUCCACUGCCACAGCCACUUCUGUAUCGGUGUCCACAGUAGCAACAACCACAGCUGCCGCAAACAAGAUAGUUCCUCUUGCAGCCACCACCCAAACCUCUGCUGUGAUAUCCUCUCCAUUACACAACUCGGCGUCCAGCAGUAUUUCCCCAAAGGUGUCCAUGCCCGCCCAGAAACAGGCCUUGCCCGUGGCCCCCACAUCUGCCCCUUCCAUUGUUUCAUCUGCUGUGACAGACAAGCAGUCUUUGAAGUCAGCACCAAAAGAGUCUGCACCAAACAGAGACUCAGAGAAUGUAACAGAUAUGGAAGUAGAUGCUGUGGAAGCUGAAGCAAGUAGUGGGAAAGAGGUGCACGACAAAAAGCAGGUCUGCAAGCCUCAGCCCAAAAAGAGAAAGGUAGAGAGUUCCUCAGAGGCCAAGGACUCUGUUGCUCCCCUUGCUCCGUCCAUCCCUGACACAAAGACCCCACUUGCUCCUCAGAAAGAAGAACCCAAGCAACAGGCGGUUGAGGAAAGUGUUGAAGAUGAGAAAGUUACCAUCCAGAAGAGGCCCCUUAGUCGCCAGAGCAGUCAGGAGUCUGCACGUUCCUCUUCACCAUCAUCUGGGUGCUCUACAUCUACCCUCACCCGUCAUGCUCACCACAAGAGAACCUAUGAGAAUAGGCAUCCUGCCAAGAGGAGACGAGUGGAUGUCACGUCUGAGGCAGGGAAGGAAGAGAAAGGGGAUGAGAAGGAUGGGGAGAAGAGAGAGGAAGGCAGUGAGAAAGAAGUCACGGGCACCUCUCGGAGGAGGCGUUCCAGGUCGUCAUCGUCCUCCUCUGAGUCUGACAACUGUGAGAGCAGGAAGGAGCGCCGGUUGACUCGCUCCGCCAAGCGUGGGCUACAGGAUCAGGAGAAGGACAGAGAGAACAACCGGCAAGGCAAGAGGCCUGCACGUAACUCCGACAGAAGUGCAUCAAACAAUGCAGCCACAUCCACAGGUGGAGAGUCUGGGAGCGAUACAUCUUCUGUUAGGGUCACGAGGAAGUCUGUGGGAUCUCAACCUGUACAGGACACUAAACCUCAGACAAACAGCGUUCCCUCUGUGCCUCCUGAGCCAGAGGUGCUUGGGAAGAGGUGCUCAGCACUCAAUGCAGCAGCCAAGCUCUUAGCCAUGAAAGGCAGGGUGGACACCCCUGGCCACACCACUAGGAAAGACUCAGGGGCUAAGACUGCCGGGACUUCCCCUGCCUCCUCUGUUGACAAGAACCAAAAACCUAAAAGCAAAAGUGUACCAGCCUCCCCUCAGAGCAACUCUGUAAACCUCAGUAACAACAAAGCCAGUGGCAGCAAAUCCUCCACACCCACCCAGUCUAGCCGCUCUGCUUCCCGCUCCACCAGACAGUGCCCUGGUUCCCUUGUCCCACCCCUGGAAAUGGAGUACAAGAGGUGUAAACCAGAGGAAAAGGAGAGGGGGAGUAAGAAGUCCUCAGAGGGAAAGGAAGGGGAGGGAGAGACGCAGUCAUCUCGGGGCCACAGUGCCUGCAGCAGUAUGAGUAGUGAUGGUGAGGGUGAUGGUGGCGGACGCAGCAGUAGAAGCAGAAGCAGCAGUAACAGCAGCCAACGAACCCCCAGCGUCAGCUCUCAGAACACGGAACCAAGAGAGUCCCACUCCAGAGCUGCCUCGUCUGGCAGCGAGCGUGAACAGGAUCGCAGCUCAGACCGUGCAAAGCGCAGAGACAAAAAGGAGGGCGAGAGCCAGACAAGGGAGAGCCGGAAGGACAGCAGGCGAUCUCAGAAGCUCUCGCAGGAAGUGAGCAGCAGCUCUGGGACAGAGGGGACACCAGACAGGGUGCUGCGCAGUGUCACGGCACUGGCUGCAGUGCAGGCCCGGUCGCCGGCAGCGAGCACUCGUUCCUCCUCCAGUCAGCACCGUCACAACAAGACAUGAUUGGAGGGCUAAAGGCAAAAAAUGGAAGAGAGAGUGUUGUAACCGAGCACUAUAGGAGAACAUGUAAUGACCUCCAUGGUUGCUGCUUUGUCUGCACUCUAAUGGAUGCAAUAGAACUGUUGAGUGCUGCACAAGCCAGGGACCCCCUGCCUCUUGGGCCCUCUCCCUUUCCAAUUGGAGCUGGUCCCUUUGCCAGCUCAGCCAUUGUCAGCUGGGGGAAGGCUCAGGGAAGGUGGACUAAAAGGGGGAAAAGGGUGGCGCCAUUGUAGUGCCAUGAAAGGUUAGUGGUGGUGAGUCCUGCAAGGGAGAGAUCAUACUGACAGUGGUUAUAUGCACCCCUGGGACUUGAGGGGGACAAAGGUGCAAGAGGUAAUAAAGGCAAGUUGUUGUUAGCUCACAUUAUGUACUGUAAUCAUUUAAAAAGACUGGAAAACUCAGAUCUUAUGUGUUAAAGAUGGGAUUAGAUCGCACCCUCUAUUAGGGUUAUAAAUUAAGUCAUUUGUGUGACAUUCAAAACAAUACUUUGAGUGACCAGUUGUAUUGUAAGUUGGAGGUUUUAGAAAGUUUGGUUUUGAAAAUUUUGUCAGCUGUUCUGACUAUUGUUUCUUUGUAGUCAGUUGAUAAGUUAUGCAUAUUUUAUUAUUUCUUCCAGGGUAUUAGGAAGAGAACAGAUCUGUCAAUGUGAUCUUUGCUGCACUAUGCUGGAGCUUGUCAUUUUGGGGGCCCCCUUGUAAUUUUUUUGUCCAUUGGACUCAUUUUAAAUCCAGCCUUGCAUAUUUCAUUUGCACAUCUGAUACAUGGCCCACCGCUUUGGAGUGCAUUGUGGUGUAGUAUUAAAUUUUACAUCAGUUUCAAUCAAUCAAUAGAUUCCUAUUGAGCUUGUAAACUGUCUUCAAGACAUUACAUCGUUUGCUUACUGACAACACAAACCUGGGAGCAGCAGAAUCUUAAUUUUGUUUUCUUAACCUUCCCAAAGCCAGUCAUUGUUUCGGUCCUCAUUGUCAUUUAUACUAAAAGGGCAGUGAACUAUUGUUGAAAAUAAGAGUGCCUGUUUGGCCAAGUGGGUGUGAACCUCAGAUUGCCUUGUGAAGCACCUGAAGCUGGGGUGUGGAACUCCUAUGUUAUUGACACAAAAAAGGAAACGACCCCAUGACAAAACAUCAAGGAAAGCACCCUGUGCGUCAGUGCUACCAAAUUGUUUUUGUUUUGUUUUGUUUUUUUCACAUGAAUUUUUGUCACCAUCACUUCAUUGCUCUUCUUUCAUGUAAAGUACUUGGACAAAAUAUGUGAAUAAAAAUACUGGUACAGUUCCAGAUGACUCUGUAAAUUGUUGAUUUACUUUUGGAUUUGUCAAAGCUAUUUUGAGCAGGGUGAUAUUUGAGGGGAUGGAUAGUGUAUGGUGAUGGUCUUUUUUAUUUGUCUCUUUUCAUUUGUUACAUUCCUUUGUUCCCUUGUAAUUCCACAUCGUUUUACUUGAAAAAUUAAGACAAAAUGACAGUUGAAUAAAAAGACCAAAAAUGA